Messenger RNA from Anopheles aquasalis, 1783 nucleotides. RefSeq names its product serine protease persephone-like. Gene Ontology annotation, biological process: proteolysis. Gene Ontology annotation, molecular function: serine-type endopeptidase activity. NCBI's taxonomy places the organism in Eukaryota, Metazoa, Arthropoda, Insecta, Diptera, Culicidae. The record is from RefSeq and is a predicted model, not a curated record.
GGCUACGUUAUCGUGAUCGUGCGAGGCUCCAGCGAGUCGUGUCGUGAUCGUGGCAAGUACUCGUAACCAGCACACCACAGCACUGCAUCCAAUCUAUUCCACUGCCACGGAUUCGACGAGGAGUCGCAUCAGCCAGAUAGCCAGCCAGCUAGCCAGCCACAUUUACUUUUCCAUCGGCCCGCUAACGAUGGUAGUAUUAUUAAUUGGUGCUGCAGCCCGCUCUAAACUCCCGGCAGCUGACUACUGAAAGAGAUACAGGAGGGGGCAGGUGAAUAUUCGUUCGAUCGCGUGUGUGCUUGUAUGCGUAGGAGGGUUUGUUUAUUCCAUUGUUGACACACCACGGAUGUCAUCAGUGUUGGCCUUCAACCUACUGUUCCCGCCGCCGCUGUUGCUGCUGUGUGCGAGGCUGUGCCCCCGCGAGGAUGCUGGUACGCCGUAGUGUGAUUCGGUGGUGCGGCCUAGGGCCUUCCUGCUACCUCGGACCAAUCGCCAUCUUCUUCGCUCUCAUCCGGGCCCUGCUCUGUAACGACCAGAUCGUGCUGCAGCAGGAUCCGAUACUGUACGAGGGUGAUACGUGCCAGUUGCGGAACGGUACGGCUGGUACCUGCCAGCCGGCGAACGAGUGCGAAUGGGCCAGGGAGCGACCAUGGCGGACGAGCGAGCUGGUCACUUGCUCGUUCAACCUGUCCAUGCCGAUUGUCUGCUGCGUACGACGGCUCGAACCCCGCAUCAGCACAAAGCGCAUCAGCGAGACACAGUGUGACCAGUACCCUACCGCAACCGGACUGUCCGAUCACAUCUUCAACGGUGUUGCGGCCCGAUUCGGGGAGUUCCCGCACAUGGCCGCCCUCGGGUACGGUGAAGUGCGGAAUAACACCACACCGUCCCCGUUCCGUUGCGCCGCCAGCCUCAUCUCGGCCCGCUUUCUGCUGACAGCGGCGCACUGUUUGCGCGAGCGCCCCAUCUUUGCCCGGCUCGGCGUGCUAGAGCUGCAGCCGGCGCGCGUCAUCGACGAGCCGAUGGACAUAGCGAUCCGUACCGUCAUACCGCACCCCGAUUAUAACCCGGUCACCUACAGGAACGAUAUUGCGUUGCUCGAGCUGGACCAGCCGACCCUCGACUGGCCAUUCGUUGAUCCGGCCUGCCUCUAUACGAAGCCCAUCGCCAGUGUGGCGCCAGAUGCUGCCGAAAUGAUGCCGGUACUGUCGGUGCAGGGCUGGGGUACGGUGCUACCGGGUGACACCGAGCCGGCCCCGCGGCUCAUGAAGGCUAACGUGACCGUGCUGGAGCGGGACGCGUGCACUGCGUCGUUGCCCCGCACCCGCCGCAAUCCGGCCGGUCUGCACGAAGGUCAGUUGUGUGCGCUGGGGCGCAACGAGCGGAACGAAACGGUGGCCGAUACCUGCCCGGGCGAUUCGGGUGGUCCGCUCGAGCUGAUCGUCGCUGGCGGUCGCCACUAUCUGGUUGGCAUCACGUCGAACGGGUACGCGUGCGGAUCGCCGAUUCCGGGCAUUUAUACGGAGAUCGCGUACUAUCUCGGUUGGAUCGAGUCGAUCGUCUGGCCGCCUGCGGACACCGCAGCUACCGGAGGCAGCACCUGAUCGGCGCAAUCCGAGAUAACGAACCGUCGACCAUCGCACAGCUACAAGUACAAUUAAUAACAACCAAUUAAUGAAUUCCGUUCGAACAUCCAUCGAAGACGUUGUAUUUCACUUUCUGUUUUUGUUUUCUGGUUCCGCGGGCUUUUUUAAAAGAAAUAUACUCCGCAUAUACUGGCCGAACA